AUGUUUGUGUGUUCUGCUUGCUACCUGCCGGGCUGUCAGGUGCAGGUGAGUCACUGGAGCAUUCAAGAGUCCUCCUGGAACGACCAAGAGCCUUCCGAGCCCGCUUGGAACGGCCAGGAACUUUCCGAGCCCGCCUGGAACGACCAAGAGCCUUCCGAGCCCGCCUGGAACGGCCAGGAACUUUCCGAGCCCGCCUGGAACGGCCAGGAGCUUUCCGAGCCCGCCUGGAACGACCAGGAGCUUUCUGAGCCCGCCUGGAACGACCAGGAGCUUUCCGAGCCCGCCUGGAACGACCAGGAGCUUUCCGAGCCCGCCUGGAACGACCAGGAGCUUUCAGAGCCCGCCUGGAACGACCAGGAGCUUUCCGAGCCCGCCUGGAACGACCAGGAGCUUUCCGAGCCCGCCUGGAACGACCAGGAGCUUUCCGAGCCCGCCUGGAACGACCAGGAGCUUUCCGAACCCACCUGGAACGACCAGGAGCUUUCCGAGCCCGCCUGGAACGACCAGGAGCUUUCCGAGCCUGCCUGGAACGACCAGGAGCUUUCCGAACCCACCUGGAACGCACCAGGAGCUUUCCGAGCCCACCUGGAACGCACCAGGAGCUUUCCGAGCACGUCUAGAACGCACCAGAAGUUUUCCGAGCACGUCUAG
Molecule: messenger RNA, 651 nt
Organism: Procambarus clarkii (red swamp crayfish)
Lineage: Eukaryota; Metazoa; Arthropoda; Malacostraca; Decapoda; Cambaridae
Source: RefSeq, a predicted model, not a curated record